Messenger RNA from Colletotrichum aenigma, 2304 nucleotides. RefSeq names its product High-affinity potassium transport protein (gene TRK1). Gene Ontology annotation, cellular component: plasma membrane. Bases 1 to 2304 code for a protein of 767 amino acids. The transcript has 2 exons. Gene Ontology annotation, biological process: potassium ion import across plasma membrane; intracellular potassium ion homeostasis. Lineage: Eukaryota; Fungi; Ascomycota; Sordariomycetes; Glomerellales; Glomerellaceae. Gene Ontology annotation, molecular function: high-affinity potassium ion transmembrane transporter activity. The record is from RefSeq and is a predicted model, not a curated record.
AUGGGCACCGUUGCCGCCGCCAAGCGCUUGCUCGCACGCAACCCCCUAAGCAGAUACCUCCCGCCGCUCAACUUCAUCACUCUCCACUAUGCAUAUUUCAUUAUCGUCUGUCUUUUGUCGUCGGUCAUCUUCUGGGCCUCAUCCGAUGCCGAGUUCAAGGUGAGCUAUACCGACAGCCUCUUCCUCGUGGUAUCUGCCAUGACCGAAGCUGGCCUCAACACCGUCAACCUCAGCCAAUUGACGACGUGGCAACAAACAAUCCUGUUCCUUCUGCUGCUACUCGGAAGCACGAUAUGGGUUUCCAUUUGGACAAUCUUGGCACGCAAACAUGUUUUCGAGAAACGCUUCGAUGAAAUUGUCCGAGCAGAGCGUGCCCGCAAACUCAGCCGCCAAGGCAGCACGAUAUCACUGGCAUUGCCACGGCUUCCAUUGACUCUGCCAAAGCUUCAGCUCGCACUUUCUUUCGGAAAGGCCCAGACUGUGCCGCCUCCAGAUCAGGCUUUCAAAGGGACUGGCAGCCGAAUUCCAGAGACACACCCUCCUCCGGAUUACCAGGACUCAGACACCACCGAAGGUCCGUCGCCGCAAUUCCGAAGGGCCAUGUCUUCGCCAGACGUCAACACGAGAGACAAGAACACGCCCAAGGACAUUGAAGACAUUGCAGAUUCCCAAAACCCAGGUCACAUUACGUUCGAUGAUACACCACAUCCAAAUGCUACGCAAGCCACUUCGACUGGUGUUUCUGCGCACGGCGAUGGAGUGGCCCUUCCAUCAAGGAGAUCUGCCAAGGCUCCCACAGACUCGGCCGAUAUCGACCUCGACGCUCGGCACUUCUUGAAGCACCGUUCCGCUAGUCGCAACGGUCAAUUCCACGACCUCAGCAGCGCAGAGCGUGAUCAUCUCGGCGGCUGCGAGUACCGUGCUCUCAAGGUUCUUGCCACCAUCGUGCCUGCCUAUUUCUUCAUGUGGCAGUUUUUGACAUCACUCGUCCUCGGAGCCUGGAUGAACAAUUACAUGCCAAGUACGGCAAGGGCCAAUGGAAUAAACCCAUGGUGGCUUGGCAUUUUCAACGCCGUCUCGGCCUUCAACAACUCGGGCAUGUCGCUCCUGGACGCCAACAUGAUUCCCUUUCAAGAUGCAUACUAUGUCUUGAUUACAAUGGGUCUCUUGAUUCUAGCAGGAAAUACCGCAUACCCACUGUUCCUCCGUCUUAUCAUCUGGAGUUCGCUUCGAAUCCUGGAUUUUGCGACGCCGCAAGACGCCUUCAUUGACCUUAAGGCCACUUUGGAAUUCAUCCUAAAAUAUCCUCGCCGAGUUUAUACAAACCUCUUCCCUUCCAGAGCGUCUUGGUGGCUAUUCUUCAUGCUUCUAUGCCUUAAUUCCGUGGACUGGGUAGCUUUCGAGCUUCUCAAUAUUGGAAAUUCAGUCAUCGAGAAGAUCUCAACUGGUUCUCGUAUCCUCGAUGGCUUGUUCCAAGCCCUAGCUGUGCGGUCUGGUGGCUUCUAUGUCGUACCCAUCUCGGGGCUCUUCAUUGGACUCCAGCUACUCUAUGUCAUCAUGAUGUACAUUUCCGUAUAUCCCGUGGUCAUUACCAUGAGACACUCUAACGUCUACGAAGAGCGGUCACUCGGCAUCUACAGGGACGAUUUGGAAUCGACUUCAGAGCCCGACCCAGAGGCAGGUAUGUCGCUGCUUCCUUUGGGAAGCCGGCCACCAACUUUAGCCCGCACCGCUAGCUUUGGUGCAGCAUCUGCCCGUCCUUCAGUUUUGGCUCGCCGUCUAAGUCGCUCUGGGCCGGUCUCUGACGCGCGACGUGCGUUCAGGAGCACCUUUAUGAGUUUCCAUGGUGUUGGUGUUGCGCCUCCGAAACCUGGGGGACCUGGCAUCCCAGGACCCGACCAGCCAGAAAGUCGCAUCAGUUUCAUCAGUCAGCAAGUCCGUGGACAGCUCGCACACGACCUUUGGUGGUUGGUCCUGGCGAUCUUGAUCAUCACAAUUAUUGAGACAUCCAAGUUCAUCAAGGAUCCUGUCACGUUCUCUGUUUUCAACAUCAUCUUCGAAGUCGUGUCGGCCUAUGGCUGCGUCGGAAUUUCGGUGGGCCUCCCGACCGAUGCCUUCAGCUUUUGCGGCGCAUGGCACACGGGCAGCAAGCUCAUAUUGUGUCUUGUCAUGCUUCGUGGAAGGCAUCGAGGGCUGCCGGUUGCACUUGACCAUGCAGUGCGGCUCCCAGGUCGUCAGCUGCACCGAGACGAGGAAGAGGACCAGCAGAUUCGGAUGAGCAGGACAAUUGAGAUUGAGAGAUAG